AUGGGAAGCCAAGUGAUUGAACAAGGUCCAAAGAAAUGGAUCUUGAACGCAUUUUCCAUGAGUACCCCUGGUCAUCUCGCCGCAGGCCUUUGGAGGCAUCCGCGAAACCAUAGCUCCAAAUACAAAGAUAUCGAGUAUUGGAUUAACUUGGCAAAGAUCUUAGAAGCUGGAAAGUUUCAUGGGCUAUUCAUCGCAGAUGUUCUCAGUCACUACGGCGUAUAUAAAGGAGAAGGAAACAUUGAUCCUGCUCUCGCUGGAGCCGCCCAGCUCCCCAUGAAUGAUCCAUUUCUAGCAAUCUCUGCGAUGGCAGCAGCGACAAAGAACCUAUCAUUUGGCGUCACGGCAUCAACUACAUACGAGAAUCCAUUCCUGCUUGCACGGAGAUUUGCGACUCUCGAUCAUUUCACCAAAGGUCGCGUAGCUUGGAACGUUGUGACAAGCCACUUGGAGUCGGCGGCGAGAAACCUUGGCCUGCCAACUCAAAUCGAGCACGACGAACGUUAUAAGAUCGCGGAGGAGUUCAUUAAUUUGACGUACGAGCUGUGGGAAAGUUCAUGGAGAGACGACGCCGUUGUAGAAAAUGACGAAACCAGGCAGUACUCCGUUCCCGGCCGAGUGAGAAAGAUUAAUCACGAAGGAAAAUAUUUUAAAUCCACCGGCCCAAUUACAACAGAACCUUCAAUCCAACGAACACCGUUUAUAUUCCAAGCAGGUGCCAGUAGCGCCGGCAAGGUCUUUGCGACGAAGCACGCCGAAUGUAUGUUCCUACCCGGCAUGACACCAGAAGCAGUGAAAAGAUCAGCAGACGACAUCCGCCGGCUCGCUAUUGAAAACGGCCGCAAUCCAUCUACGAUCAAACUUAUCACGGGAGUCUUGAUUAUCGUGGACGAAACAGACGAGAAAGCUCAAGCCAAAUAUGAAGAUUACUUAAAAUACGCUGACCUCGAGGGGACGAUGUCGCUUUUCGGAGGAUGGACCGGUGUCGACCUAGACAAAUGGAGCGACGACGAAGACUUCAAAUUCACCGGCCCCGGUGCGAUCCAAAGCAUGAUUUCAUCAUGGACUGCGACGGUACCGGGGACGCAGGAUGUCAAGUGGACAAAAAGAAGGAUUGCGGAGGAGCUGGCGAUAGGAGGCGCUCACCCCCGGGCUAUUGGGUCGGCGAAGACGGUGGCGGAUUCCCUUCAGAGGUGGAUCGACGAAGCCGGGAUCGAUGGCUUCAACAUUUCAUAUGCUGUCAACCCGGGUGAUUUCGAGGAUAUCAUCAAAUAUCUUCUGCCAGAACUGCGGGCAAGGGGAGUGUUCUGGGAUGAUUAUGCUGCUACUACGACACGGGAGAAUUAUUUCCAGGACGGGCUUGGACCCAGGUUGAGGGAUGACCAUCCAGGGUCGAAAUAUAAAUGGCCAGCGGAGUGAUAUACUGGCUUCUUUCGUACAAGGUACCUGUGUACAUAGCAAUACUCUUGCAAGAAUAAAAAGUGCCAGGUGGAGCGGGACGGUGAUGUGGUCAAGGCGUGUUACUGUCUGCCACGUGCUGUUACUGUGUUGAUACGGUACCGUAAUACUGUGAUACUGUGGUACUGUGUUAGCAAGGCACAGUACGCGCUGAGUUUUGA
Molecule: messenger RNA, 1616 nt
Organism: Annulohypoxylon truncatum
Lineage: Eukaryota; Fungi; Ascomycota; Sordariomycetes; Xylariales; Hypoxylaceae
Product: Nitrilotriacetate monooxygenase component A/pristinamycin IIA synthase subunit A
Exons: 4
Coding region: 1-1416 (471 amino acids)
Molecular function (GO): oxidoreductase activity, acting on paired donors, with incorporation or reduction of molecular oxygen; monooxygenase activity
Source: RefSeq, a predicted model, not a curated record